CGAGUCGUUGUCAAGCAAAGGUGAUUAGCUAGCUAGCAAGCAUGGAAGCAGCAAAGCGGCGUUGUAUAUCAGAUUUCCUUAAACAGACAGUCUAAAAGGACACAAUAGUGGUUCAUAAACUCACUAACGUUAUGCCGAGCGAGGUCUGUAACGUUACUUCGUCGAUAACGGUCUUAAAGUGAGACAUUAAAGCUUCAUCAAUGCCUCGACUCGUCCAGAAGUCUCCCUCUGUCUGUGUGGAUCUACCUCUGGACAACUCUGACAUCUCUAACAAGCUUCAUCUGCUGAGGCAGCUUCUGAGAUCUUGUUUUGGCCCAACAGGCAGACUAAAACAAGUCCAUAACAACAUUGGAGGGCAUGUUAUAACCACUUCAACCUCCUCAGUGCUGCUUCCAGCCAUUUCCUCCUCACAGCCUUUCAUCAAUCUGAUAAAAACCUCCAUCCUCAACCACGUCUCUCGUUUCAGUGACUGUGGUUUGUUUGCUGCAACUCUCUGCUUGUGUCUUAUUGAGCAAGCAAAGCAGUCUGGUCUCAGAGGAGCUGUGGCUAUCAGGGUGAACAAGCACUUGCUGGGUCUGUGCAUUAGUUACCUACAAGGAGAAGACUGUGGCUGUAAAGUGAAGCUUGACUUCUGCAGCAGCCACAACUUGAUCACAUUAGCUCGCAGUGUUAUCUCCAGCAAACCAGCAUGUGUGCUCACAGAGCCAGAGGCACUUCACAUCAGCAAGUUGGCCGUGCAAGCUUUUUUGCUGACUGUUCCCUGUAACAGCCCAGGUGUAGUCAGUCUUGGCAAAAUAGUGACCGUCUCUGUUGAAGGCCACGCUGUGCUGAACUCUGCAGUGUUUCCGGGUCUACUGGUGGACACGCCUGAUGUCUUUUGCCUUGACAAGUCAGAGAAUGUGCAUUCAAAUCCAUUGCUGCGCGUGGUGUUGUUCAGUGCAUCUCUUGCCGGAGACCUUUCUGAACUGGGAGAUGGGAUUAUUGAGGUGCACCCAGGUGUAGACACAGACAUGCAGAUACUGGAUCAGCUCCUGGAGCUCGGCAAACAGGUGGUUAAAGAUGAGGUGAAGCUCUUUGUAUGUCAGAAGGUCAUCCACCCAGUCCUGCAACAAUACCUGAGGAGUCAUAGUGUCGUAGUGAUAGAGAGACUGGGAAUCACUCUCAUGGAGCCACUCACUCAGCUGACAGGUGCUCAACCUGUGGCCACAUUACACACCAAAAUCCCAGCCAAGGCCUACGGGACAGUGAGAGAUCUCAGUAUAAGGCAGUUUGGAUCCAAGACAAUGCUGCAUUUACACCCUCCUGGGGAGUCGGCGAUCUGCACGAUGAUCCUCUGCCACAGGAACGAGACAAUGUUAAGCGAGCUGAAGGUGGUGUGCCAGAAGACUGAACAUGUGUUGAGGCUCACCCUGAGGGACCCAGCUGCCUUACUUGGAGGAGGAUGUACAGACACCCACUUAGCUGCUUACAUCAGACACAAGAGCAUGAAUGAAGUCACAGAGACUGUAUCGGCGCUAGGGUGCUCACAGACGGAGCACCUUCGUGGCGUGGAGGGAUUCUGUCACUCUCUGGAGUCGGUGGCUGCAGCGCUGCAGCACGAUGGUGGGAACUCUUUAAUGGAUCUGACUCAUGCUCACCACUGGACUCAACCUGCAGAUGUCAUGAAAGAAGAACACAUGGAGGAUAACUUGGGCUUCUGUGGCUGUGGACUGGUGGAAAGUAGUCCAAAUCAGAAGUGGACUUAUCUAAACACUAAACACCCAAAGUUUUCACCUGCACCUCUGUCUGGAGUCACUCCUGUGCAGCCACGUGUGCUCGACUCCUUCACGGCUAAACUCAAUGCCUUGCAAGUUGCUGUGGAAACUGCUAAUCUUGCACUGGAUGUGCGAUAUCUAAUUCAAGAUAUGAACUAGCAGAACUCUCGGAACUCUGGUUUGUGAUGAUCGAAAUGAGGAAUGAAUACUGUUUUUAUUUUUCAAAAAGUAAUAUUCUUUUUAAACACUAGAUGUCAGCAUUGCCUUGAGUGAAAAUCUGAUUGAAUCCUGCUGCCAGUCAGUGGGGAUGUCUUGCCUCUGUCUUGUUGUUGUCUGGUGAUCUGUUACCCUUUUGUGAACUUGUAGGCUACUAACUGUAAUUUACCAGCCUUGCUCUCAGCACACAUAUAUGUGUGUCCUCUACGUUUGAUGUUUUGUCCGAAAACUAUUUUUUCUCCAUGCAGUCCAACAUUUUGUAUUCACCAGCCAUCUCACCACCACUUCCAGCCAAUAACACUUAAACCUUGAAACUGACAUUUAAAUUAUGUUUGAGAGAGUAUACAAAUUUAGUGAAUGAAAAGGAUUAAGCUCUUGGGAACAAUAGAGUGCUGCAGGGAUGACGUAUUUUUGU
Sebastes umbrosus (honeycomb rockfish) is the source of this 2385-nucleotide messenger RNA. RefSeq names its product McKusick-Kaufman syndrome (gene mkks). Lineage: Eukaryota; Metazoa; Chordata; Actinopteri; Perciformes; Sebastidae. The record is from RefSeq and is a predicted model, not a curated record. Gene Ontology annotation, cellular component: kinociliary basal body; cytoplasm; nucleus. Gene Ontology annotation, molecular function: ATP binding. The transcript has 4 exons. Gene Ontology annotation, biological process: chaperone-mediated protein complex assembly; protein folding; cilium assembly. Bases 201 to 1913 code for a protein of 570 amino acids.